This is a messenger RNA of Pocillopora damicornis (cauliflower coral), 10212 nucleotides long. Its product is annotated as polycystin family receptor for egg jelly. Lineage: Eukaryota; Metazoa; Cnidaria; Anthozoa; Scleractinia; Pocilloporidae. Gene Ontology annotation, biological process: detection of mechanical stimulus. Gene Ontology annotation, cellular component: membrane. Gene Ontology annotation, molecular function: calcium ion binding; calcium channel activity; protein binding. The record is from RefSeq and is a predicted model, not a curated record.
AUGGAAGAGACAGUAAUUGAAUGGGUUAUUUUUAAAGGUACAAAUGUGACUUUCACAAUUUCUCCUGGCGAUGGCAGCGGUGAACACAUUCUACAAACAUUCACCGAUGGUUUUUUCAAAAACUCAUUUUCUCAUCAUUAUGCACGUCCUGGUGUCUACAGUGUCUCCAUUGGGGCUAAAAACGAUGUCGAAGCUACUACGAAAACUGUGGAAUGCACCGUCUCCGUAGAAAAUCCGAUUGUUAAUCUGACUUUGGAAAUACCAACAACUCGAAUAAAAACUGGCUCUCAAGACGUAUAUAUUGCAGUCGGUGAAAAAGUUACAAUAAUAGGUAGUCUAACUAGAGGGACUAGCGUCUUCUGUGACUUUAACUUUGGUGAAGAAGUCUUAACCGGAGAAGUUGACUCCCUCACUAAGACCUAUAUAUAUAGAAAACCAGGAAUCUUCACUGCAAGUCUCAAUUGCACGAACAGAGUUAGUAGUAUGUACAAAGAGUCUUUAAAGAGGACCAUUGUUCAAAAGGAUGAACCGAUUGAUGACCUUCAGGUAAUGGUCCCUGUCACGGUCAAAGGGCAACAGUCUGUGAUUUCACUUUUGAUGGCUUCCGGAACGGCUUUUGUUUGUAACUGGACCCUCGGUGACAACACAACUUUCCAGACAGAUGUAUCGGACAUAGGUAAACAAGUCAUACAUCAAUAUGCUAAAGAUGGACCUUUUGACGUAAUGGUUAGUUGCAAAAAUCGACACGGCAUUGUUAGAACCCACAAUGUUGCCUGGGUGCAAAUACCUAUCGCUAAUUUAAGUUGUAAUUCAUUAUACCGCUACAUAAUGGUAUCACAAGAGACUCUUUUUAACAUUUCUGUGCAAUCAGGUUCUCAAGUGACCGUCGUAGCAGAAUUUGAAAAUGAUCAAAGACAAAGUGUUGUUUUUAAGGAGAGUUUUCUAAACUGGAAAUCAUUUAUUUUGAAACAUCCCUUCUUAUAUUAUGGGUCGUAUUCUGUUACGGUAAAGGCGUCAAACCUCCUCGGAAGCCUCACCACCAAUUGCACACCCAUCGUUGUUGUGCAGAAUCCUCUGGUUAACAUAACGUUAACACUUGACAAGACGAUUAUUCAAGUAUCAGAACCUGUUUCUUUUCAGCUUAAGACAACAGUUUCGGAAAAUUUUCUACCCAACGAUGCAGCCUGUUCAUGGUUAUUUGGCAAUAAUUCGUAUAAAAAUGGCAUACCUUUGAUAUUUACGAAAGGAGAACACAGUCUACUUCAUAGAUAUUCAUCCCCAGGGGAGUUCAUAACUAAAGUAUCUUGUUCAAAUGAAAUCAGCAGAAUCGAGCUCAACACGAAGGUCACGGUUCUCAAAUUGAUCGAGCCGUCCAUGACAAUUUGCCUAGACUGUAACCCCUCUCCAGACCUGACGAGGAUUCCAUCCAAGGCAUAUUUCGCUCUUGGCGACACAGUGACAUUGUUAGUGUCAUCUCAAAGCUUUGAUAGGGCAUAUCACUGGAGAAUCACAGAAUAUGGUGAUCUUGCAACAACUGAACAUCGUUUUCUUAAAGUAGUUUUGAACAAAACUGGAACAUUUACGGCAAGUGUCCUUGUAGAUAAAUUGGUCGCCACAAUGGCAGCAUCAGUUAAAUUCACUGUUCAAGAAAAGAUUGACGGCAUACUACUCCGGUCUAGUGGUUUCACGUGGCUGAGGAGUGCCACUCAUUUUGAAUUCGCCUUGCCAAAAUUUGAUCACGGAAGCUGCUUUAAUCUCACCUUGAACGACUCAUUAAACUCAGAGAAAUCCCAGUGCUCAUUAGAGAGAACAAGAAAUUACCUUUUUUCGUUCAACCACACCUAUCUUUAUGAGGGCAAUUAUACGGUUUGUGUCAUUGUUUUUAACAAAGUAUCAGAGGAAAAACGUUGCUUGAAGGUUGAAGUCUCUAAACCAGUUUGUGAAAUAGGAAACGUUUCGAUAUCGGAGGUAAGGAACGAAGAAACUAAUGCAUAUAAAAAUAGUUUGAAAGUUUUGAAAUACAGAAGAUCUGAUAGCUUUGAGCUCAGAGGGCUUUUUAUCAACCGCUGCUUUCUACCAACUUCAAAGGAUAUCAAGCUGCUAUGGGUAAUAAAGCAAACGACAACGAAAAGCGUUGAGGGAGAAGAUACUGGUUCUGUAAUAAAAAUAAGUCCUCGUUCUUUGCAAUACGGCAGUUAUGAGUUUGAAUUUGUAGUUGAGCUUGCAAGUGUCGAUGUAAUUAAUCUCUACGGGAAAGUGGCAGGAAACUCCUCGCUAAAUGUGGAAAUCGUUCGUUCACCGUUGGUUGGCAAAAUAAGCGGAGAAAAGAAACUAAAUCUGAGCACGGCGGACACCCUAACGUUGGAUGCAUCAUUUCAUGACCCUGAUCUACCACCAUGGAUGGACCAGCAGGGUAUGGUCUUUAAUUGGUAUUGCAAGACACCGGUAGGUCCGCUUGCUCAGGCUGAACAGUUUGUUCACUGCUAUGAUGAUGCGUUGAGGCCAGAAAACUUCAUAAAAAUUCUUUCUUACCCGGUUUUCACCACAAGAUUGAACAGAUACAUUGAAAAUAAAUACUACAUAUUCACGGUUGUAGUUACCAAGGAUGAUCUCCAACCUUUGACAGACAAUGUCACAGUGUUUGUUUCGCCUCCACCUCCCCCACCUCCUCCCCCGCCGCCAACAAUGGAAAUAAGGUGCUUUUAUAGUGUUUGCCCUCAUAAAGUUUCACCUUCAGUGAAUCUCAGACUUCAGGCUGUUUGUGUAUAUGGAUGUGGAAUUUCCAAUCUCUUUUAUCAAUGGCAGUUUUUCACUAAAAAUGAAACUGAAUGGAGCUUGUUGGAGUUUCCAAGCGAGUUAAAGGUGGAAACCGAUAAAAACGACUUCACUGUUCCCUCGUACAUUCUCGAAAAUAUUCUGGGGCAGGGAGACGAGGGUCUUGCUCAGGUUGAAGCGUGGAGGGAAGGCAGUAAAAAAGGUUUCACAAACAAGACUAUAACAGUCAAUGAGCCACCAAUACCAGGAAACUGUUCAUGUAUUCCGUCGCUUGGCGAGGGCUACAAAACAAACUUUCAGGUCAUAUGUGACGGCUGGGUUGAUCCAGACAAACCACUACGAUAUAGCUUUAGUUAUGGCGAGGGUGAUAACUCCCGGCCGGUUUUGACCUCAACAGAAAAGCCUAGCUCCUCAAAGCCUUUCAAGAUUUAUAAACAGCCUACGAAUGGCGAUACUUCAAUUCCGGUAAAAAUUACAAUAUCGGUUGAAGAUUCACUCGGAAUGAAGUCUGCCAUGUCUAUCUUCGCAAAGGUAAAAAAGGUAGAGAAGGCACCAGUAGAUCUUGGCAAUAUAAUGAAGAAUAUAGACUCUGAAAGCACUCCUAUAAACAACGAAGAGCAAGCUGGAGAGGAAUUACAAGUCUUGGGCGACGCUCUUGCGCAACUCCAGCUCUCCAAUCAGCAGAGUUCUGUUUCUAAGUCCGAGGCGUCAAAUACAAUCACAACAAGAAGACCAAUAGUUAAUCAAAAUGUGGACAAAGAAGAAGGAGAGCAGACUAACCAAGGAAGAGAAAAUGGAGACCCAUCUCAGGAGGUGAUACCCACCACUCCUCGACCGACAAUGUCACCAGAGCAGAUACAAUACGCCACAAUCAUUGAGAAGAGUAUAUCGAGGUUAUACCUUGUAGCGAGCAUUGUAGCCAAAAGUAAUAAAACGACUGUGAAUGAGUUUCUUGUCAUCAGCGACACCCUUGAGACAGCCACUGCUAAUUCAGAUAUGCUGACGUUAACUGCACGGGACGAAAGCGCGAGAAUGUUGAGCGAGAUAACAGAAGCUGUUUUAAAUAGACCUGAUGCACCACUGUCUUUUCUCGAGAGGAUGGCAGGUGCGAUUUUAAGGAGUGCGGUGAACAUGCUUAAUAGCUUAGCAAAGGGUCUUUCCAUAAGUCGUGAUGGCACAGUACAUGAUUGUGAUGACUUAGUAAAGGAAAGGAGCCGAAAUGCUACCAAAGAAAUCCUGAAAGCGAUAAACAACAUGUGCGAAGCUAUCUUGAAGAGAAAAACUCCUGGUGACGGAUACACUGUGAUAAACACCACGGCGAUAGAAGCGAAACUCCAAAAGACGCUAGUGAAUUUUAUCAAUGAUCUUAAGAUCGUUCAGGAUCUUGGGAUGUUCACACUACCAAAAGAUGAAUUGUUUCCAGAUACGAAUCAUACCAGUGGGAACACAUUAGGUCUUCAGAUGGUUUCUUUCGUGGAUAAUCCUUACAAAACUUGCGACAACGAUAAUAUCACUUCGUCAGUGGUCGCUUUAGAACUGAAAGAAUCUAAUGGUAGUAACAUGUUAAUCAGCGGUCUAGAGAAUGAAAUCGAUAUUCGAAUUCAUCACAAAUGGCGUGGCUUUGAUAGCGAUCGAGAAACCUUUGUUCUUCAAUUGGACGAGGAUUCUUCUCAUUACCACACUUUCAACUACAGCUUUCCCCUUGUUGCGGUAGCGGUAGAGUUUUUGUCCAACAGUGAAAAUGUGUCUCGUUGGGAAAUCAUGAUAGCUUCUGGUAGAAGACCAACGGCUGAGAUUAAACUGGUUUCGUGGUCUCUUAGAGAUAAGGGAAGACAUUUUUUCCUAUUAGAGGCUAGUUCCUUCACAGAGAUGGGGAAGUAUUUCGUAAGGGUGAAAGCAACGCCUAAAACACCAAUAUCUCCCGCAGAAAAGAAUGUCAGUGUCAAUGUCUCGUACAGUCUUAAGAUAUCUGUCCUAAAAUGCCUUUACUGGGAUAAAAAUAUACAAGGCUGGAGUCAUGAUGGAUGUAGGGUUGGGCCCAAGACCACGUCAAGGGAAAUUCAAUGCCUUUGUAACCAUCUCACGUCGUUUGCAGCUCAAGUGGUAGUUGAACCAAAUGUUAUUGAAUUUGAAAAAGCCUUAAAAGGAUUUGUUGAACUCACUGAGAACCAUUUGGUUUUCAGUGUCGUUCUCUCUAUCUUGGGCGUCUAUGUUAUCCUGUUGAUUUGGGCAAGAAGACUCGAUAUUCGGAAUGCAAAGAAGGUGGAGACUAUUCCUUUGGCAGAUAACGACCCAUCAGAUCGCUACAAAUACGAGAUUUUAGUUUUAACAGGUAUGAAGAAGGAAGCUGGAACCACAGCUGACGUCUUUUGCGAUUUAAUUGGACUUGACGCUGAGAGCGGUCCGCGCCAACUUAAAGAUUCUAACCAGGCACGUUUCCAACGAUCAGGAAUGGAUUCUUUUUUUCUCACCUCUUCUGAACAUUUGGGAGACCUAAUUAAAUUGAAAAUUUGGCACAAUAAUUUAGGAUGCAGCCCAUCUUGGUAUCUAAAGCAAAUAAUUGUACGUGAUCUGAAGAGUGAUGGUGUGUUUGUGUUCAUGUGCAAUCGGUGGCUCGCCGUCGAAUUUGACGAUGGAGAAGUCCUGCGGACUUUGCCAUCUGCAAAGGAAGAUGAACUUAAAUCUUUUAAUCAUCUAUUCUAUAAUGUUACACAAAGGGAUAUCACAGAUAACCACUUGUGGUUUUCGGUGUUUAUGAGACCAAAUCUGAGCACCUUCACGACUGUUCAGCGCCUAUCAUGUUGUUUGGCUCUUCUCUACUGCACCAUGCUUGCCAAUGCUAUGUUUUAUCAACUCGGUGAGGAGUCAAACCAAUCAGUAACGCUUCAGUUAGGACCUAUCACCCUCUCUGUGCAACAUCUUUACAUCGGCAUGAUUAGCGGCCUAAUAGUUUUUCCGAUAAACAUCGUUAUUGCCAGCAUCUUUAGAAGCAUAGAGCCAGCAGUUUUUAAAGGAAAGAAGGGAAUGGCAUCACAAGGAAAAAAUACUAAAAGAAAAAAACGUGCACAACGAUAUCAGGGUGAUUUUAAAGACAUAGUUGAAUGGUAUCGAAGCCAGGAUACAGAAGAAGAACUGAACGGUGAAGGCCCCGAAUCAAUUACUGUGGGAUUGCCACCCGUCGAGACGGUUGAUAUCGGGGAAAAGACUGCAGCCUGGUUGAAUAGGAACGUUAACAGUUGUGACAGUCAUAGCUCUCUUGCUGAACUGGAGGAAGCCGAUUGGCUAGAGAAUGAUGUGAGUUUUGAAGCAUCCGAGGACUGCAAUUUUCAGGUACAGUUCAAUGAGAAGCCCGGAGGAUCACUCAAAAGAAAGAAGUCCCGAAAACUGCCUCACUGGUGUGUAUACAUUGCCUGGUUUGGAGUUUUCGCCGUAUCAUUUGUGUCUUCUUUCUUCGUUGUUUUGUAUGGUUUUCAGUUUGGCCGAGAAAAAUCAGCUCAGUGGCUUGCUUCCCUUCUGGUUUCUCUAUUCCAGGACAUCUUCAUAAGCCAGCCGAUCAAAGUUUUAUUCGUCGCUUUGAUUAUUGCUCUUCUGAUAAAAAAGCCCAUAGAGACAACCGAGAAAUAUAGGCAAGAUGGUGAGGACACGGAAGAGGACGAAGAAGAACUGGGUGUUAGUAACUUCGAGGAAGGACCGCCUGAGUAUAGAAAGUUUAUGUUCAAUAGAUACGAUCAGCAAAGUUUCAUAUCUUUGGAACCUCCAAACGUUGAUGAGCUCAACAACGCUAGAGAAAAGAAGAAAAGAGAAAUACGAAUGUUUCAGAUACUGCGGGAAAUAAUUCUCUACGUCCUCUUUUUGCUUGCCUUGUUUUCGAUAAGCUUCGGUCAACGUGAUCCAAAAGCUUAUCUCAUUGCCAAGCUAAUUGAGGAUACAUAUCUAGGAGGAGUUUAUACGGGCCAGCAACUGUAUGAGACCGAUGGAAUUGAUAACUAUUGGACAUGGCUAGAAGGGACAGUCCUACCAAGUAUUUCUUCAUCAAACAGAGACUGGGCAGCAGGCUGCCAUCCUUUACAGGAGUAUACAAUCGACUGCAAUUCGCGCCUAGUUGGCGGAGCAAGAGUUCGACAGCUCAGAAUUUCUCCAGGAAGCUGUCAAGUACCUGGACCUUUGAGAGGGAAAAUUUCUACUUGCAAUGAAUUUUAUUCUCUCUUCAAGGAAGACGAAGACAACUACUUACCUGGUUGGCAAAUAGCAAAUGUAACGGCUGAAGCGAACACGACGUCUAAUGCGACUAUAUCACCAUGGACAUACCAGACAAGCAAUGAGCUUGGAAGUAUACCCUUUCUGGGACUUGUAGGCACAUACAGUGGCGGAGGUUAUGCGUUUGAUCUGUCGUCUGCUAACGCAACAGAGGCUUACUUAAAUUAUCUAAAACAAAACUCGUGGAUUGAUUACAGAACCCGUGCUGUCUUUGUCGAGGUUGCUAUUUACAGUGCUCAAGUUAACCUGUUUGGUGUUGCGACCUUUCUAACUGAAUGGAUGCCAACCAAUGGCAUUGUGUUUUUCAAUAAUAUCAAAGUUGCACGCCUGUAUCAGCAUGAAAAUGACUUGCAGCUCGUAAUGCUUGUUUGUGAAAUUUUUCUCGCCGUUUUCGUUCUUGCGUUUAUGUAUAUCGAAUUGAAGAAAAUUUUUAGACUUCGAAGGAGCUACCUCAAAGAUCCUUGGAACUGGCUUGAAAUCACGCAGAUAUUUCUUAUUUUGACUUGUGCUGGUGCCCUCUUGCAGAGAACAAAUUAUACAAACCAGGCGAUAGAGAGGAUGAACGCUGAACCUGACAAGUUUGUUAGCUUUAUACAGACAAUAACUUGGGAUGAGAUUUUUGGAUACUUAUUAGCGUUUCUGGUGUUCUUCGCUAACUUGAAACUCCUUAAACUUAUUAGAUUCAACCAUCGUAUUUACUUGUUUACAAAGACAAUCUCUAACGCCGCAGGACCGUUAAUGUCUUUUAUGAUCGUCUUCACCGUUUUCUAUAUUGCUUAUUGUGUGCUGUUUUACUCACUCUUUGGAAGUAUACUUCCUGAGUACAGCUCACUUCUGGUGACAAUUGAAACAUUAUUUAAUACCGUCAUGGGAGCCUUUGAUUUUGAGAUCAUUAGAGAGAACAAUCGGACUUUAGGACCUAUCAUUUUUUUUUCGUUUAUGAUGAUUAUGGUUAUGAUCUUACUCAACGUCUUCUUAACUAUACUGAUGGACUCUUUUGCCGAAGUCCAAGAAGAUGAGCUCCUAGUGUCAGAGGACGCUGUAGUGGUGGAUAUGAUGAUAAAACGCUUCAAAUGCUAUUUUUUGAGAACAGACAAAGUGGACAUCUUACCAGAGAAUGACACUUUGUCAAGCACUAAUUUUGAAUCGGAAACCUAUAACAACUCGCAUUGCGACAGUGAUUCUAAGUGCCCAGAAAUUCAAGAAGAGAAGUGCGAAGAUGAAUACUAUUUGGACAAAGCACACAGCGGUGGAGAUAGCGAACUUGACAUUCCACUGGGAGCUUUUCGGGCCGCAGAAGCUUCGUUCUCGUCGAUUGAGAAAACAGGUAAUGCAAGACAAGAAAACCUCAGGGAGCCAGAGCAUUCCUCCAGCUGGUCUUCAUUUACAUCUCUAGCCAAAGACCGGGUUGAAACGGAGACUGAUCCCUAUGUAACCUCACCUAGUCAGGAUGAAUCUGGAAAAAGUUUAGAAGAUGAUGACACCAGCGGUGUAUGUUCUGAAUCCUAUGGACAUCCGACGGAUUCAAGACGGUCAUCGAUGGCGUCCAAUAUGGAGCGAGAUGAGCUCGACGAGAAAUUUAAUGAGGAGUAUUCAUCAUCUAUGGAAUGUUCCCCACGAGGCAGCCAUCACUCUAAAUCCACAGAAAUGUUAACUGUUCCAAAAAGCAGGGGAAGCUCGAGCUCUGGGUAUUGUUCCUCUUUCGUGGCUACAGAAGAUUCUGACGGUAGAACUGAAGUAUCAGGAGAGUCUCAGUUAUCUCAUUAUUAUGACAUGAUUGAAAAAGCGCUUGAUAGCUCAAAUUAUGACCAGGAGUCACUGGUAGGAACCGAAGAGGGAGAUGUUUCUCAGCAAAAAGUUUGCUAUUACUACAAGCUCUUAGAGGGCGCCACAAGAUACCAAGACUACAUAAACGGCGACGAGACAAAAGCUCUUGAAAAAUUUGAUUUUAGUGAUUAUCAAAUUUACAGGGACAAUUUUGAAGGCCACUCUACUCAAGAUUGCGUGAAGGAUACCGAUACUGACGUAGAGUCAAAACUUACUGAUCUUCUAGGAUUUUUCGCUAGUAUAGCAUUGAGUGACUUACUGGAAGACCAAGUAUAUGAAAAACUUCUUGUGGAAUACGUCACUUCUCUUAAUGAAGUUUGGUUUGAACCAAAGCAUGAAACUUUUGAUCGACAACUUUUGAAACGCUUUGAUAAAAAGGCAAAGUGGAUGUAUACACGGCAUAUGUUCACUGAAACGUAAAAACAUACCGGCGCGUGUGUGGCAUGUGCACCGCCUAAGCCUUAACUAGCGAUGCAGUUGUCACAAAAACCACACUGGAAAUCUUUCAUUGAAGAGCAAUCAACUUUUAACAAACAUUCCACAACGUAGCCAUUUUCUUAAGUAUGCCAUAGCAGUGAUGAAACGUAUUUUCCUUUCGGGGUCAUUUCCUUGACCAAUACCUAAGUCAAUGGCGGUACAGCACUUUCAAAAGCUUCAUCAAAGUGAAACUCAUCUAAGCUCAUAGACUUAUGUAGAUUCGAGUACCGCCGCGCUCAAGCAGAAUUUGAUAGGUGACAAUGCACAUAACUGAGUCAUGGAUAUCAAACAACAACAUAUAUUCAAAUGACAAAAGUUUUAUUUCUAAUUUCAUGAUAACAUUAAGAAAUGAAAAUGACGACGGCUUUUAUAGCCCAAUCUCUCUCUUUGAGUGGAGUUUAUCAUUAAUUUUAGUGACAGAUCAUAUUUACAUUUUAGAAUUAAAUUUUCUAUGAAAGAAAUAUUUCCCUGUCGCAUAGUUCAUCUAACACGCUCGGAAGCUCAUCGCCCGUACACUUUUUUUUAAUGGUUGUUAUUCUAUAAACUUCACCAUUGUUUCGAGAAGUUCUUCCCACACGGUGACACUGAUGCGUGAUGAAAAUUAGCCAUAAGUCUAUAGUUAAUAGGUUCUAGAGAAAUACGAUUAGUCAUUGUCUAAAAUAAAGUGGAAUUACAAUGAUUUUCACUGAAAUGCAGCCAAGGAAAUCUGCUUCUUAAUUGUAGUUCAUAGUAGUAUGGCUGAAACAUCACAAUAGGCGGCUUCACCAAAAUAAGAAGUCAAGCCAGCAUAAAUUUUAUCUUGUUAUAGUGCACAUCUGGCGAACUAAAUCCUCUCGUCACCUUAAAUAAUUCCCUUAGGCUUUUAUUUCUGUUGUU